AUGACUGCCGCCCUCACCUCCAGUGACAGACGUCGCCCUCUAACACCGCCUCCAGUGACUGCCGCCAAGCACGCGACAUUGCCUCCCAAUGCCGACACCGUCUCCUUCGCACCACAACGCACGUCGCUUCACCAGCCAGGGUUGCCCUGCUGCAUCUCCCCUCUCCAUGCCGACACCACCUCCGUCACCUCACAGCGCAUACCGCUUCACCGCCAGCGCUGCCCUGUCGCAUCUCCCCUCUCCACAUCGACGCUGACUCCGUCGCCUUGUAGCGCAGCCGCCGCCUCACCGGCCAACGCACACCACCGCCUCACCGGCCAGCGCACGCCACUGCCUCACGGGCCAGCGCACGCCACCACCUCACGGGCUAGCACUUUCGUGUCGCAUCCCCUCUCACUCGCUCCUUCGAGGCAUCCAAUCGUCAUCACCUCUCGAUAUGUCGCCUCAGGCGUAACGCUAGCGCUCUCUGGGAUGCCGCUUCUAGUGCCCCCCCUCCCCCGCCCUUUGAGAUGCAGCUUCUAG
Molecule: messenger RNA, 522 nt
Organism: Zingiber officinale
Lineage: Eukaryota; Viridiplantae; Streptophyta; Magnoliopsida; Zingiberales; Zingiberaceae
Exons: 1
Coding region: 1-522 (173 amino acids)
Source: RefSeq, a predicted model, not a curated record